Molecule: messenger RNA, 647 nt
Organism: Erinaceus europaeus (western European hedgehog)
Lineage: Eukaryota; Metazoa; Chordata; Mammalia; Eulipotyphla; Erinaceidae
Gene: CHURC1
Product: churchill domain containing 1
Exons: 4
Coding region: 118-456 (112 amino acids)
Biological process (GO): positive regulation of DNA-templated transcription; multicellular organism development; fibroblast growth factor receptor signaling pathway
Molecular function (GO): zinc ion binding
Source: RefSeq, a predicted model, not a curated record
AACCCAAGAUUCCAGGGUCGUAGAGUUGAGGCGCAUGCGGAGACUUUCUCUUAGAUCUCGCGAUGUUGUUGCCUUCCCGGAAGUGCUGAAGAAUCUUCCCUGUUGACAGGCGUCGCGAUGUGUGGGGACUGUGUGGAAAAGGAAUAUCCCAACCGGGGUACCAUCUGCCUGGAAAGUGGAUCUUUCUUGCUGAACUUUACAGGCUGUGCAAUAUGCAGUAAACGAGAUUUUAUGCUGAUCACAAACAAAUCUUUGAGAGAGGAAGAUGGAGAAGAAAUAGUUACCUAUGACCAUCUCUGUAAGAAUUGUCAUCAUGUAAUAGCCAGGCAUGAGUAUACAUUCAGUGUCAUGGAUGAAUUUCAGGAGUACACCAUGCUGUGUCUGUUAUGUGGCAAAGCUGAAGAUACUAUCAGUAUUCUCCCUGAUGACCCCCGACAAAUGACUCUGUUAUUCUAAGGAUCCUUCUGCAGUUCUGUUGUAACUGUGUUGUAGUGGUUUACAAUACAACAAGUCUAAUGGUUUGCAUCUCUUCAUUUAUGAUGAAAAAUACUUGCAUUUUUUUUCUGUAUAAAUUUACCUAUUAUUUGAAGGGAAAAAAAGUGUUUUCCAGGACUGCUUGUCUCCAAAUAAACUCUUCUGCUUAAGUU